Messenger RNA from Camellia sinensis, 1350 nucleotides. NCBI's taxonomy places the organism in Eukaryota, Viridiplantae, Streptophyta, Magnoliopsida, Ericales, Theaceae. The record is from RefSeq and is a predicted model, not a curated record.
AUGAGGUUCUCUCUUUUGGCCUUGUUGAUGCUCUUUCCUGCACUUAUCAAGUAUGGAGAGAGAGUGUGGGUAAUCAAGUCAAUAUCCAAGAAAAAGUAUGUGGGUUUUGUUCAAAUUGAUGAAAACACAAUUGACAAAAUCAGUAGUGCACAACCUAACGCCAAGCUAGUGCUCCAAGCCUAUUCUUAUUUCCAGACCUUAAAACCUCAUAUUUCCAAUUAUGAGUGUGCUAGGUCCAAAGUGAACAAAUUGACAAAAGAAUUUCGUGAAUUGAUGAAUAAAGAUGAUGCUGCUCACAAUACUUUUAAGUUGAUUGAGAUUGAGUUGGGGUUGAUGUGUGACAUGCUCUUCAAUAAGAUAGGCAUAAUUUUUACAGUAUGUGGAAGCAUUCUCAGACUCAUUUCCAUCUCUUGCAUUGUCACUGUGUUGGUGGGCUUUUUCUUAGUUAAAAAGCCUGAUGGGCAUUUAAAAGGUGAUCUUCCGAUAACCAUAAUUUUGCUAGUUGGAGCCAUUUGUUUAGAAAUAGGUGGAGCUCUUGUGCAACUGGGUUCAAAUUGGGCAAUUGUUUGGGCAUGUAAGCAUUACCCCAGUAAGUUGGUUACUCCAGUUUUUAAUCUUCACGAAUUUGUGAUCUCUAAAAACAAAAGAUGGUCUGAGGUUAUGGGACAAUUUAGCUUGCGAAACUUUUGCAACAAAUAUGAACGGACAAAGUUCGAUGACAUGGUGGUGGGCCUAUGUGGCAUCGAAAAAAGAUGGAAGAAAUUCAGCCUACCAUCACAUAGAGUCGACCAUAGUAUCAAAGAACUUAUCGUCUGUCAGCUUGGUAAGAUAUCACAGAAUGAUUUGGAAGUUGAAACUCCACAGGCUUAUACCAUUAAAAGAGGUGAGUGGACCCCUAGCAAAAGUAUUGCCGUUUGGCACAUUGCUACAGACAUUUGCCUUGAAAAACAUGGAGUGGAACCAGAAAGUUCAAAGUCAUUCACAAAGAAAGUGAAAACAACCAAAAUAUUGUCAUAUUACAUUAUGCAUCUUCUGCUUUUUUGUCCUACUUUACCUUUCUGUAACAACAGUGAAAAUUUUAAGCAAGCUUAUCCUGAUGUGGAUAAAUUUUUUAAAGAAGCAGAGUCUAAUGGAAAAGAACUUGCCGGUAGUUUAAUGGAGAAGGAUGACAAAUGGGAGAUCAUGAGUAAUUUAUGGGUAGAGAUGUUGUGCUAUGCUGCGAGCUGCUGCUCGGUGAAUCACCAUGUUCAAGAGCUUAGGCAUGGUGGACAGUUUCCACUCAUGUCUGGCUUCUACUUAAGCACUUGGGUGCAACAAAAAUGUUGGAGAAAAAUGCAUCUCAAUAAUUGA